Messenger RNA from Helicoverpa armigera (cotton bollworm), 5419 nucleotides. RefSeq names its product large neutral amino acids transporter small subunit 2. Gene Ontology annotation, molecular function: L-amino acid transmembrane transporter activity. Lineage: Eukaryota; Metazoa; Arthropoda; Insecta; Lepidoptera; Noctuidae. The coding region runs from base 182 to 1651 and encodes 489 amino acids. The record is from RefSeq and is a predicted model, not a curated record. The transcript is spliced from 13 exons. Gene Ontology annotation, biological process: amino acid transmembrane transport. Gene Ontology annotation, cellular component: membrane.
CUAUUGCACAUAUCGAAACUGACCUUCUUUCUCUCUCAUAUUUGGCGCACGGCAGUCUCGCGGCCCGAGUUGGCGGGCUUAGUCGCUCCGGCAGAAAAACGCGGGAAAUCAGUUCAGUGAAGUGACUCUAUAUAAGUAAAUUAAUAUUAGUGAAUUAAAAUAAAUAAUCAAACACACCAAAAUGUCACCAAAAAUUAAAGAAGAAUGCGAGAGCGAAGCCCUAAAAUCAGAUGCCGAGGGGGACCCGGAAGCCAAAGAUGGGGGCGAAGGAGCUUUAGAAGCCAAAAUGUCCCUUAUGAACGGCAUCACAGUUAUAGUGGGGUCUAUCAUCGGCAGUGGUAUCUUUGUAUCACCUACAGGAGUACUGAAGUAUACGGGAUCAGUUAACGCUAGUCUGUUAGUGUGGGUAGCUUCUGGAGUUUUUAGUAUGGUAGGAGCCUACUGCUACGCGGAACUAGGCACCAUGAUUCGGCUGAGUGGAGCUGAUUACGCGUACAUCAUGGAGACGUUUGGUCCCUUCGCAGCCUUCAUCAGGCUUUGGAUCGAGUGCAUGAUUGUGAGGCCUUGUUCACAGGCCAUAGUAGCACUAACCUUCAGCGUGUACGUGCUAAAGCCCAUCUUCCCUGAGUGUGACCCACCUGAAGACGCCACCAGGCUGCUGGCAGCCUGCUGUAUAUUGCUGCUAACCUUCGUUAACUGCUGGUCGGUCCGUGCUGCAACGAGGGUGCAGGACUGGUUUACUUACGCCAAGCUGUUGGCCCUCUUCAUCAUCAUAGCUGCAGGCAUCUACCAGCUUUGCAGAGGUGAGGUACAACAUUUCACCUUCGAGGGUACAACGAAUGAUGUCACAUCCAUAGCGCUGUCAUUCUACUCGGGACUCUUCGCUUAUAACGGAUGGAACUACCUGAACUUCAUAAUCGAAGAGUUGAAGGACCCAGUGCGGAACCUGCCGCGAGCCAUCGCCAUCUCCUGCACUCUCGUCACCGUCGUAUAUACCUUCACCAACGUCGCAUUCUACACUACACUAUCGCCUACUGAAGUGUUGGGUUCAGCAGCAGUAGCAGUAACAUUCGCAGAGCGUCUGUUCGGCUGGUUCGCGCUGUCCAUCCCGCUGUUCGUGGCAGCUUCCACCUUCGGAGCUGUUAAUGGAGUCCUACUUACAUCGUCCAGACUGUUCUACGCGGGAGCAGCUCAAGGUCAGAUGCCGGAGAUGUUGACCAUGGUGUCUUCCCGCGCCACUCCUGCUGCUGCAGUGCUGGCGGUGGCACUCCUGAGCCUCGUCUACCUCACCGUGUCGGAUAUCUAUGCGUUGAUUAACUAUGUUGGGUUUGCUACUUGGCUGAGUAUCGGUGCAGCAGUUCUGUGCUUACCCGUGCUGAGGUACACACGACCAAACCUGGAACGACCCAUCAAAGUCAACCUAUUCUUCCCUGUGAUCUACAUUAUCUGCACGAUCCUGGUGGUGGCGUUCCCUGCCUUCGCGUCUCCCGCGGAGACAGGAGUCGGCUGCCUCAUGAUCCUCACGGCUGUACCGGUCUACCUGCUGCUGCUGCAUCCCAGGACCAGGAUCAAGUGCCUCGGCUCUAUCACCAAUGUAGCAACUCUCCUGGUACAAAAGUUAACGCUAUCGGCGCGACCCAAAAUAAAGUGAACGCCCUAAUCGACAACUGCAUCCGACAACAUAUCCGACCACAUCGGUAAGGACGGUUACUCUUGUCCGUUUUACUUAUAAAACAAUAUGGAAAAACACACAAUUUUGACCAAAAUACUUUUGAGGUACUAUGAGGUAAAUACAUAAUUAUAUGUAGUUAUCUAAAAUUAUAAUAAUUACCUAUUCAAUACAAUAUCUAUCCGGACUUAGCUCUUCACUACCAUGCCCCCCUUUUUUUAAAAUUACAAUAGUUUUUUAAACAGUAAAAUGGACAAGUGUAAACGUGCUAUUUUAUAUGUAUUUAAAAUUAAAAUAAAGCUGUUAUACCAUUCACUGUAUAAUAUAAAGGCACAGGCCUAAAAAGGCCGCUUACAUAUUUGCGAUUAUUUUGACUUAAAAGAUUUUUUCAUGCGAUUAAUCGCAAAUAUGGGAGUCGUUUACUUGUUGUAUGUUUUAAAUACAAUUAAAUGUACUCAAUUACCAAAUAUGUAAGUAGUUUAUAUGUUAUAGGAUUUGUAAUUAUGACCAGUAUAUCUUAGAACUGUGACAAUCUAAAAAAAGUAAAAAGCUUCAGAAUUUUUUGCCGUCGUUGUAGGAAAGCUACCUAUCUGCCCUUUUCGCGUUUCGCAAAUGGCUGGAUACUUUCGUAUCAUAUCAAACCAAAUCUAUUUAUUAAAAAGGAGCGAUCCCUUAUCUAGGUCCGUUUUCUUCUUCGUGGCCACUAACUACCUGCCUAAUCUCAAAAUAUGACUCUUCUUCUAAUUUUUAAAAGUCUCAGUUUAAGAUAUACUGGUGCUUUCUACGUGGGCAGCUAUCGAGUGGGACAAUGAAUAGAUGUAAUAUAAUCUUUAUGGACUAGAGCCUUUUCUCAAUAACCAAAAAUGCCGUAAUUUUGCAGACACCUUUAACUACAAAAUAUUUUUUUGGUGUACUUGGCUGGCACACUGCCAUUUGUCAAAUUUAUAAGCCAAUGUUUCAAGCUUUAGUAAAAUAACUUUUGCUUUUGACAUACCCUACUUUUUGCAAUUUUGCUGUCAAUUAAUUAGCGGUAUUCAGCUAACUUUAAGAAACAUCCUUCUAAGAACGCACAGAUGUCUUGAACAACUUUGCUGGUCGGAAAUAAGCUACUAGUGACUUCAUGCUUGUCAAACCAUACGACAUAAAGUGUCAAAUGGCUGACGAAAGAGAAGCAAAUUUAUUUAACGUGAAAAAUAGAUUGGUUAUUGGGAAAGGGUGUAAAAUGUUUUAGUAGCUGCAUGGAAUCAAAAUAUAUUGUUAUAUUUGAUGGAAACUUGCUAGAUAAUCAUAUACAGCGGUGUCUAUCGUUAUAGGAUUGACAUAGCUUUAGUGCCGGAUUAUAUGGCACUUUAUGCUUAAAAGCAUGAAAUAGCAAAGUGUAUGAGUCAAAUCAUGUUUAAAUGUGUAUUUAAACCCUAAAAAGUACAUAGAGUUGUACAGAUAAUAUCAUAUUUUACAUAUACAUUUUAUAAUCAUGGAAAUGCAAUCUCAAUUAUGUUACAUUAUUUUUGAAUGAUUUAAAAUAAUUAAUAUCUUAGCCGAAAGAAUUGAAGCCACAAAAGACAUAAUAUAUCUACAUAAUUUAAGAAAAAAAAGUACUAUGCAAAUAAGUACAAGUAAAAUAAUAAUUAAUUAAAUAAUUAUUUCUUCGCGAACUUGGCUGUGCACUACCAUGCAGCGCAAAGGAUAUUUUUUAUUCUUUUAGAACAUACUCAUAUUAGUCGCAUAAGAGUAAAAAUGUUCAAUCCAUUCCAUUUUUACUGUUUUUCUUUCUACAUGUCCUUUGAGGGACCACAAUUAUCUCGAACAUUCCAUAAAAAUCUCCAUAAGUGCACCUAUACUUGUAAUGGACAAUACAAUAUAAAAGAAAUGUCUAUCUAAAAUACAAAAUAUUUAAAAAAUCGUUAGUCGUAGCUUUUGUAUGCCUGUUAAUCUUAGAAAAGUAUGUAUGUAUGCUAAAAUGUGUGGUUUAUCCUAUUAAAUACUCAGCGCCAUGAAAAAAGAUUCGAUGUCUUCUACUCUAAGAGCGCUUCCACACUUUCGGAUUGGUCGCGCGUAUACACGGUCAAAAAUUGUUACCGCGUAUACUCGUACGGGUUGUCGCGUGUAUAAGCUAGUAAAACCGGGCAGAUCACGGAGAGUUUGAAAACGCUCUUAUAUAAAUUAUAAGGACAAAAAUACAAAUGGCGUCUUUCCGGUAUUCAAGAAAAAUGAUUGUUGACACGUUUCGAAGUUUCUUAUAGAUCUGAAUAAUUGACAUUGAGCUAAUAAUUUUAUUUUUAUACCUAGGUAUAAAAAGUUAGUUUUGCUAAACAUUUCGAAUUAUUUUAUUGUUAGGACUUUCGUUUUGUAUACUUUUAUACUUUUUUUAUCGUUAAGAUAUUUAAGUUUUAGAUGUAUUUUUUACGGUUUUUAGAAAUAGAUCGACUGGACUUGAGGAAUAGAAUUUGACCCCUAAAAUAGGAAAAUUCCCCCUUUUUUGGUAAAUGUAAUUAUAACUUGAUAGUCAAUUCGUAGGAAAGCCAGUCGAUGUAUUUCUAAGUUUUGCGAGUAAUAAUAAAAAAACAAGUUUGAUUUGUCAGUCUGGCUGUGCUAAACUAAGAUCUAAGUGUUGCCAUUCCCAAAGAAACAAUUUAUUUUUAAUUUUAUUCGAAUUUUGUAGAAAUUAAUUUAGUUUUUAUUUCCUAAAGCUUUUUGUAAAAAACAUAAAGGAAUAAAAUUAGUGCAAAAAAAAACUAUAUAGAAUAUUAUGAUUAAGUUGUUUGUGUGUGAAUCGUGGACAUUAUAUAAAAUAAUAAAAUAAAAAAGAAAGCUUAUAUAUGCUUUGGAUGUCUUUUAAUUAAUGAUUUUGUAAAUAUAAAAAAAAAUGCGACAUACUCAAAACAUUCCAUUGUGAGUUUAAUGCGACUGCCAAAGGUGGUAUAUGUUAGAAUUAAUUUUAUGAAAUUAAAAAUUAUGUAAUUUGACUCUUUAUUAUUAAAUGGAUCAUGGCCUUUCUUAAAAUAUAGAUUUUUUUGAAGAAUGAAGUGCUACAUUAUCAUCGAUCACUUUCAUUUAGAAAAAAAAGUAGAAGGCAUGCCCCAUUGAAUAAAGAGUCUCUAAAUAUUCGAUUAGUAUCUGGAUUAAUUAGAAUAUGAAAUGUAAAGUUUUGUAAGCGAAUGUUAACUCUUAAAUUAAUUGCUUCAAAUGAGCCUGUAGACAUAGCAAGACCCAAGAAAAUAUGAAGAAGGGUGGACCAGUCGAUCCUAGCGCCGCUAGCGGUCACUUAGAGAAAUAACAUCACGCGCAUCGCUCAUUGAGUGUAUAAUCUCAACUAUUCCAAUCACUGUUUAAUGUCAUUAAAUAAUAUAUUCAUGAAAAUAGCUAUCGCGACUUUUCUAUUUUUAUAGAAGCUAGAAUAGGUAUACGAUGCAAAUUCCAUAAUAUCAAAACUCUUAUAAAAAUGUACAGCCAGAAUCUCAAAAACGUAGAAUACCUACGUUAUCAGUGUACCUCUGAAAUAGCAUAAUUUUCUUAAUCUAAGUUUAAUUUAAGACGCGCUCGAAUAACAAUUGCGUACAGAAAUGUUGAUGCAAUAUUCCUUGCAUUUAUUUUGCUCAUUUCUUUACUAUUUAUGUGUUUAGAUAUUAAAUGUUUUCGUCGUAGGAUAAUCAUGUAUUUGUAUAUCAAUGUUACAUGUGUGUCGAUGUUUCUGUUAAGCGCAAUGUCUUAAGGAGACGAUAUGACAAUAAUAAAUUAUUGAUGAAAGUA